UUCUUGCAGGACACUGAACUGUUCAGGACAUGGGACUUGCCAGGCUGACCUGACAGACACUCCUCCCUGGUGCUGGUGUGAUGCUGGUUGGAGUGGGCCUAACUGCUCUGAGCCAACACAGCCUGUCACAUUCCUGCCUCACAGUUACAUCAAGUUCGCCCUCUCUUUUGAGACUGAUCGCUUCAUGACCUUAGUGCAGCUCAGAUUUCGAACUGAGGAGCCAGAGGGCGAGCUAUUUCGCCUUUCUGAUCAAUACACUAAUGAGUAUGCUGUCCUUGAGAUAAAGCAAAGAAAUGUAUAUUUCAAAUAUAAUUUAAACAGUAAAACCAUAGAAGAGAGAUACACCUGUUUGUGUUAUGUAACAGUUGAUGAUGGAAACUGGCAUACUGUUAAGGUUUCACGAUAUGGCUCAUUAUCAACUCUGCAGCUAGAUGAUGGUGAAUUCACACGGUAUAAUCAAACAUCAGUAUUUGAGGGGCAUCAGUGGUUGGUAAUUGAUAAACAGGAAGGAAUCCAUGCUGGUGGGAAAGCUGAAUACACAGGCGUGGACACCUUAGAAAUUUAUGCCGAUUUCAAGAACGGUUGUGUAGAUGAUGUGAGAUUAGAUGGCAGAGCCCUUCCAUUGCCUCCAGCAUCCAAUGUGACACAGUGGGGACAAGUAACAAUGGCUCUUAAUCUUGAGCAUGGUUGUGGAUUUUCCUCUGGUUGCAACUUCAUAAUUUGUACAGAACCAGUGAAGUGUAGCGAUAAAUUGAAGCAAACUAAUUGCAUGUGCGGUGAUGAAAAAGUACUGCCUACCAAAAGUAAAGACUGUGCUACAGAGACCUGUGAAAGGGAGUCAUGCAUUGGUUCAGAUGAAUGCUUGUACCAGAACACAAAAUUUCACUACAAUUGUCAGUGUCCAGAUGGUGAAACAGGCAUGAACUGCAAGUUUUUGGGAGACAAAUCUGCCUUCAGUCUCACAGCCUGGAGUUUGACAGCCUUGUUACUAGUCAGUGUCUUAAUUCUUGUUUUGGCUACUAGUCUAAUUGGUUACAAGUAUUUCUUCAGCAUCCAUAGGAGAACUGAGGUUAAAGAUGACAUCCAAGAAAAUGUAAUGAAUUAUGCUGAUGAAGCAGGAAGUGGGAAUGGUGGGACAUCUGGCAUAAAGCCAGAGAAGACAUCUAUUAAUGAAACUGAGGCAUCAGUUUCCAUGGAACUACAUGACUUGAAAGGAAGUUCUGGACCAGACAUGAAAUACUUGAUGGAACACAAAAACAAAAUUGACACUGAUUUGCUUUCUGAAAACAGAGAUGAAGUGAAUGUGUAUAUUUAUGAAGGUGGUGGAACAGCAGCUAGUUCUUUUUCAUCUUUGUGUGCAGGUUUUCAGGAAAAAGAACCUGAUACUGUGAAUUUUGCACAGAGGGGAUCAUUUUGCAUUUUAUUGGAGAAACAGUGCCAGACAGAAUUGUAACAGUUGUAUUGAUAUUUACAGAUUUCUCACACAAAUCAGGUUUCAUUAAGUUUUGUUAAUAUAAAUGUACACAAAAUUCUAGAGCUUCUAUACUGUAAGUAUACUACUUCUCAGGGGAAGGAUCUAACAAUCCCUAUCUUCAAUGUACCAGGAACAUACCAAGUGCCUAACAGAUAAUAUUUCAAACCACAGCUGACUAAAAAGAAAUAGUAUGUAGGACUUGCACUAAUUAUUGAGAAUUUUCUAUCCACAACAUUUUGAAUAUUUUUGAUUGUAUCAGUGUAUUAAGAAUACAAAAUAUUAAUUAAUGGGUGGAAGAAUUAAUGAACAUCUGUGAUAUUUGAUAAGUGUUAUUUCAGUGAGUUGCAGUAUGUGAAUGUGAUAAAGAAACAGUAGGUCUAUUCCUGCAAAAUACAUGCCAAAGAUUUAUUUCAGUUGUAUUGUGAUACUAUUGAAUCAGGUAACAGGAAGCCUGUAUAUUUUUACUACAAAGAAGAAAAUUUACACCCUUCAAAUUCCAAAUUAUUUUCUUACCUGUUUUUGUAAUGCAAAUACACCAGUCCUAACCUGAAGCUAGAACUUUUCACUCAAUUUAAUGAACAUGUAUUCCACCAUUAUUUUAAUAAUUAUAAACUUUUUUAUAUUACUGCUAUUGAUGUGAACAACUUAUUAUCACUAAAUCAGUUUUAAUUUGUCCAUUGAACUGUCAAAUUACUUUAUUGUACGCAUUAUUCAAAUUAAAACUUUUUGUGACUGUAUCCAGGAAACCAUACCUUAAAUCACACUACAGGAUUUGAUGGCGCAAAGGAUAAAUAAAAUAUGGAUAAAAAAUAUGUUAUUAAAUUUCAGUUCCAUCUAUUGAAGGGAAACUUAUUAUGAAAUUGUAAUUCCAUCUACUGAAGGGAAACUUAAACCGUGUGUGGCACACAAUCACAAAAUUUGUGUGGCCUGAGAAAGUCUUCAAAUUAAAAUCUCCGUGUGGACUAUAAACACAAACAAUUUAUUUUAUUUUAUUUUCUUGUCAUUCAGUAGAGCCAGUUUUAUUAUUUAGUAAACAGAAAAUUGAGUUUUAAAGCAAGGAACUUCUGGACACGUAAUUGAUUCCCACUUCAAAUGAUAUCAGAAUAUACAGUUAAAAGAAACUGUUCUGCAACUUGUGGUAUGGUUUUCAGAGAUAGUCUGAUAUUAAGGAGAACACAAAUUUUGCAGAGUGAAGAUGUUGCUCUCUCUAUAUGUCAUAGUCCUUUUUCACAAUAAUGAAAAUUUAAAACAUGAGUAUUUGAACUUGGCGGCAUGUGUUUACGUC
Molecule: messenger RNA, 2759 nt
Organism: Schistocerca cancellata (South American locust)
Lineage: Eukaryota; Metazoa; Arthropoda; Insecta; Orthoptera; Acrididae
Product: putative neural-cadherin 2
Exons: 8
Coding region: 185-1453 (422 amino acids)
Source: RefSeq, a predicted model, not a curated record